AUGCCCGAAAUGCCGUCGCUCUGUGGAGGAUCGAAGACCGUUCAGCGCAAGCUGGUGCUGCUAGGCGAUGGUGCAUGCGGCAAGACCUCGCUGUUGAAUGUCUUUACGAGAGGCUACUUCCCAACCGUCUACGAGCCUACCGUCUUCGAGAACUACGUGCACGAUAUCUUCAUUGACAACGUACAUAUCGAGCUUUCCCUUUGGGACACUGCUGGUCAAGAAGAAUUCGACCGAUUACGAAGUCUAUCUUACGACAACACAGACGUCGUGGUUCUCUGCUUCAGUGUCGACAGCAAGGACUCGUUAGAAAACGUCGAGAGUAAAUGGGUUGGCGAGAUCCAGGAGAAUUGCCCCGGGGUCAAGCUCGUACUGGUAGCACUCAAGUGUGACCUACGCGAGAACGGCGAGGAAGGAGACGAGGAUGCGGCGGCCAACGAGGCCGCGCAACGUGAGAAGAAGCCCAUGAUCGCCUACGACCAAGGCCUCGAGGUGGCUCGUCGCAUCAAGGCCCUGCGGUACCUGGAAUGCUCCGCCAUGAGGAAUCGUGGUGUCAACGAGGCCUUCACCGAGGCCGCCCGAGUCGCCUUGAGCGUCAAGCCGAGCGGCGAAAAGGACGGAAAGUGCUCCGUGAUGUGA
Neoarthrinium moseri is the source of this 636-nucleotide messenger RNA. RefSeq lists its product as uncharacterized. The transcript has 3 exons. The record is from RefSeq and is a predicted model, not a curated record. The coding region runs from base 1 to 636 and encodes 211 amino acids. Gene Ontology annotation, biological process: small GTPase-mediated signal transduction. Gene Ontology annotation, molecular function: GTP binding; GTPase activity. Lineage: Eukaryota; Fungi; Ascomycota; Sordariomycetes; Amphisphaeriales; Apiosporaceae.